Rhincodon typus (whale shark) is the source of this 1538-nucleotide messenger RNA. RefSeq names its product BUD23 rRNA methyltransferase and ribosome maturation factor (gene bud23). The transcript is spliced from 12 exons. Gene Ontology annotation, molecular function: rRNA (guanine) methyltransferase activity. The record is from RefSeq and is a predicted model, not a curated record. The coding region runs from base 70 to 915 and encodes 281 amino acids. Gene Ontology annotation, cellular component: nucleolus. NCBI's taxonomy places the organism in Eukaryota, Metazoa, Chordata, Chondrichthyes, Orectolobiformes, Rhincodontidae. Gene Ontology annotation, biological process: rRNA (guanine-N7)-methylation.
CGAGAGGCCACAUUAUCGGCGCACAGAGAUGAUGCUCAGGGUGUCGCGCGGUGAUGACGCAGAUUGAAGAUGGCGGCUCGCGUCGGGAGGCCUGAGCACCGGGCUCCGCCUGAAGUGUUUUACAGUGAAAAUGAAGCAAGGAAAUACACACAAAACUCGCGUAUGAUUGAAAUCCAGACGCAGAUGUCCGAAAGAGCUGUUGAGCUACUCAAUUUACCUGAAGAUCAACCAUGCUUCCUAUUAGAUGUUGGGUGUGGGUCAGGACUCAGCGGCGAUUACCUCUCUGAAGAAGGACAUCACUGGGUUGGUGUGGACAUCAGUCCAGCCAUGCUUGAUGUUGCAUUGGAAAGAGAGGUAGAAGGUGAUCUCAUUCUGGGUGAUGUGGGUGCUGGCAUUCCAUUCCGGCCUGGCACGUUUGAUGGUUGCAUCAGUAUUUCUGCCCUGCAGUGGCUUUGUAAUGCCGAUAAGAAGAGUCACAGCCCCCCAAAGCGACUGUACAAAUUCUUCAGCUCCCUGUAUGCCAGUCUGGUACGAGGAGCUCGAGCUGUGUUUCAGCUCUAUCCUGAAAACUCCGAGCAGCUGGAGUUGAUCACAGCGCAGGCCAUGAAGGCUGGUUUCACAGGUGGGAUGGUGGUGGAUUAUCCCAACAGCAGCAAGGCAAAAAAAUUCUUCUUGUGUUUAUUUGCGGGAGUCUCUGGAAAGCUGCCAAUGGGCCUUGGAGCAGAGCAGGGGGACGAGACAGUGAGCCAGGUUCAGUUCACUAAUGCCAGGUUAAGGUUUAAAAACCUGAAGGGGAAACCUGUGAAAAGAAGCAGAGACUGGAUUCUGGAGAAGAAAGAGCGUCGAAGGCGUCAGGGCAGGACAGUUCGAAAUGACACAAAGUAUACAGGCAGAAAGAGGAAAACCCGUUUUUAGAGUGGGAACGGCAGGAAUGUUUUGUUCUCAGCUUGGGGAAUUUCAUCUGGUCAAUUUUGUGGUACCUCUUGAUCCUGACACACUCGACAAUGUUGAAUUUGCAACUACAGAUUGACCGUCUUUGAACGAUCACCAUACCAAACCAUUACCAGUGUGGAGCUUUCUGUUUCCAACAAUCUUCACAGGUUUGGUGAAUAAUAGAUUGAGACUUAGAAGGAAGCAAUUCCAUUCAAUCUCAACUGCCUUCUCAGUUUUCAGAAUUCUGAGUAUCCCAUGUUGUCUCCUCUUUGACAGCUGUGUUACCUGCAUUUCAUCACAUUGUUUCAUGAAUGGAUCAUUACCUAAUACAAGAAAAAGGGUCACUGCCUUUGAAUCCAGUUGUUCUUAAAUAGACUGUGACUGUUGCAUAAUUGAUUAAAACCUUCUGCUGCUUGAAUUAAUGAUAGCAGAUGAGCUACCAUUAUUGUUUGAAAAGGAUAUUUAUACAGUGACUGCAACGAAAAGUUGAAUGUCUAACUGCCUGGUUGAACAACUUUAUCUGGUGAUUGUGUGAAUUAUCUACUGAUGAAAAUUUUGACUUUUUUUUUUCUGUAUGCAAGUAAAACAUAGCCCAUGAUCAGCCA